This is a messenger RNA of Pomacea canaliculata, 1796 nucleotides long. RefSeq lists its product as uncharacterized. The coding region runs from base 102 to 1355 and encodes 417 amino acids. The transcript is spliced from 6 exons. The record is from RefSeq and is a predicted model, not a curated record. Lineage: Eukaryota; Metazoa; Mollusca; Gastropoda; Architaenioglossa; Ampullariidae.
CAUCCUUGUCAUAAUCCCGGAGCGGCAAAACGAGAAAAAGACGCGAGGGCUCAGCAAGCGAGUCGUCAUUGUUGGGCUGAGCACUGGAACUAGUCGAAAGCAUGGAUUUAUCGCUGCUCAGGAACAUUCUUCUUCCAACUUUGUUGUGCAUGGUCACAGCUCAGUCCGUGGAUGCAAUUGAACUAAAAGUCGAAGGUAAUCUUAAACGAAUUCUCACCCCAGGAGGACAAGAAAGAUUUACCUGCAGGAUAAAUGAAGGUCUUAUGUUCAUUUUCAAAAAUGAUAUCAGCUGGGUUCAUCGCUCACUUGUCAGUAACACAGAACAAAUUCUGACCACGCAAAGUGUUCUCCACUAUGAUGCAUCACCAGACAAAUACGAAAUUGAGUUUGUGGCAAAAACAGAUCAAGGGAGUGACAUACAGUACCUGUUGGCAACUCUAACUGUGAAAAAUGUGGAAGCUGGUGAUGAUGGCCAAUACAUUUGUCGCAAUAUUGAGAAGAGUAACAGCAUGGCGACCGAUUCCCAACCUGUUGAUGUGUCUAUAACUCAUGAUGUUCAGAAAGUUUCUCUCAUCAUCCAUGACAGGAAACCUGUGACUGGAACUGAAAGAAUCGAACUUGAAGAGGGUGAAUAUCCUGUUAGGUGUGAUGCAAAAGAUUUUAGCCCAGAUGUGGAUAUCAAGAUUGCCAUUGGAGGCGUACCAGUAAAUGGCAUUUCCAAAGUCACACAGAUAGAUAAUGCAUUGUCUUCAGCAGCAAACUCAAGGCGCUACAGUGCAAUGGCAGGAGCCUCUCGACUGAUGUUAUCUUCAGAGGACUCUGGCAAAACCCUUUCCUGCACAGCAAGUGCAACAUUUCAAGGAGCUCGAUCAAGCACUGCAAGUGUAAUACUUACAGUUCUUUCUGCUCAAUCCGUGGAUGCAAUUGAACUAAAAGUCGAAGGUAAUCUUAAACGAAUUCUCACCCCAGGAGGACAAGAAAGAUUUACCUGCAGGAUAAAUGAAGAUCUUAUGUUCAUUUUGAAAAAUGAUAUCAGCUGGGUUCAUCGCUCACUUGUCAGUAACACAGAACAAAUUCUGUCCACGCAAGGUGUUCUCGACAAAGAUGCAUCACCAGACAAAUACGAUAUUGAGUUUGUGGUAAAAACAGAUCAAGGGAGUGACAUACAGUACCUGUUGGCAACUCUAACUGUGAAAAAUGUGGAAGCUGGUGAUGAUGGCCAAUACAUUUGUCGCAAUAUUGAGAAGAGUAGCAGCAUGGCGACCGAUUCCCAACCUGUUGAUGUGUCUAUAACUCGUGAGUGUGCUUUUUUUGUUUGUUUUAUGUUUAUGCUUUUGUUAAAUUUAAAGAAAUGAGCUCAGAUGCAUAUAACUUUCGUUUAUAACUGAUUCAUGUAGGUUUUAAAAUGAUGCUGUUUUUUUCAGCUAAGUAUUUUCUAAAAUAAUUACAGUAUUAAUCCUGUAACUAAAACAGGAAUGGCUGGCCUUCAAAAUUUUUUAUUUUAAUAUUGUAAAAUGAAUGAUUAAUAGCAGUUUUGAACUGAACCACUUAGCAUCAACAAUCCAGUUUUUACCUCCACAUUAUCAUGGCUUGGAUUUUAAGUUGGAAGCAAUGUUCUUGCCAUUCAGGUUUAUCUUGCUUUGGUCAUGGUCUCAUAGUUGAAUGAUUCACUCAGAUGAAGUCAAGCCUCAGAAAUGUGCUUGAUUAAAAAUUAUAAAUCCUUCUAGAGGUGAUGUUGCCAUCCUCUGCAGAACAAGGGAGAUAAUGCAGAAAAGUGAUGCAACAGACAAGUUGGU